GGGCUCUCUGAAUCGAUCUUCUUCCCUCUCUGUGUGUCCACCGCCCACCUUGUUCUAAUGGAGGACGACCUCCAGAAGAAGAUGAAAAAGGAGAAGAAGGACAAGAAGAAGAAGACUAAGAACGAGGAUGAAAACGAGAACGAGAUGCCCUCAAACAUAAACGGUGACUUUGCUGCAGAAGCCACUCCUCCUGUGGAGGAGAAGAAGAAGAAGAGGAAGAAGGAGAAGGAGAAGGAGAAGAAGAUGGCCGAGAACAAGGAGGUGGAUGAAGUAGAGAAGAAGAAGAAGAAGAGGAAGAGGAUGAGCCAAGGACAGCAGGAGGAAGAGGUGGAACUUGCGAGUGAGAGCGAUGCCGAGGAGGAGGAGGAAGAAGAAGAGAUGAAGGUGGAGGAAGAUGCUAAUAACGAGGGGCAUUCAGAGGGCGAGGGAGCGGAGGAAACUGGCGAAGGUGCGAAGAAGCCAAAGACUGGUGGUGGUGGGUCGGGGAUCAUGAGCUCAUUGACGUUUGAGGCGUUGGAGCUGUCGGAACUCACAAUGAAGGCGAUUCAGGGGAUGGGAUUCAGCAAUAUGACGGAGAUCCAAGCCAGGGCAAUUCCAGAGUUGCUAAAAGGUUCCGAUGUGGUUGGAGCUGCAAGAACAGGAUCUGGGAAAACCCUUGCAUUUCUGGUCCCAGCUGUGGAACUGUUGUAUCACAUCCAUUUCACUCCACGCAAUGGGACUGGGGUGAUUAUAGUUUGCCCUACAAGAGAACUUGCUAUACAGACCCACACUGUUGCAACAGAGCUUUUGUCACACCACAAACAGACCCAUGGUGUAAUUUUUGGUGGGACUGCUUUAAGGGGAGAAAGAGAGCGCCUUGUGAAGGGUGUAAAUCUUUUGGUUGCCACCCCUGGUAGACUCCGUGAUCAUCUUGAGAACACUCCGGGAUUCUUAUACAAAAAUUUAAAGUGUCUUAUAAUUGAUGAAGCUGACCGUAUACUGGAUCCUAAUUUUGAAGAGGAUAUGAGAAAGAUUCUUUCAAUUCUUCCGAAGAAAAGGCAAACUGUCCUCUUCUCUGCUACUCAGACCAAAAAGGUUGCGGACCUUGUACGUUUGUCCUUUCAGUCCACACCUAAAUAUAUUGGUGUUGAUGAUGGGAGAGUGAAGGCCACCGCUGAAAAUUUGCAACAGGGAUAUUGUGUGGUGCCUUGUGCAAAAAGAUUCGUUCUACUAUACUCUUUCUUGAAGAGAAAUAUGUCAAAGAAGGUUAUGGUUUUCUUCUCUUCUUGCAACUCAGUCAAGUUCUAUGCAGAUCUACUCAAAUACAUUAAUAUUGAGUGCUUCGAUAUUCAUGGAAAACAAAAGCAACAAAGAAGAACUACUACAUUCUUUGACUUCUGCAAGGCGCAAAAGGGCUUUCUUUUGUGUACAAAUGUUGCUGCCAGGGGACUUGAUAUCCCUUCAGUGGACUGGAUUGUUCAGUAUGAUCCUCCUGAUGAUCCCAAGGAAUACAUACACAGGGUUGGUCGAACUGCACGUGGGGAAUUUGGAAGUGGCCACGCGCUUCUGUUUCUAAUGCCAGAAGAAUUGCAAUUUCUCUCUUACUUAAGGAAAGAAAAGAUUCCUAUGAAAGAGUACGAGUACGAUGAGAAGAAGCUGGCAAAUGUUCAGGCUGCUUUGGAUAAACUUGUAGUGAACAAUUAUCACCUCCUCCGUGCAGCAAAAGAUGCUUAUAGUUCUUAUGUAAAAGCAUAUGCAUCUCAUUCCAUGAAGGAGGUAUUCAAUGUUCACCGCCUAAAUCUUCAGGAUGUUGCUGCUUCCUUCUGCUUUGAUUCGCCUCCCAUGGUAAAUCUGAAUAUUGACAGCAACGCUUCCAAGUUCAGAAAAAAGAUGCAUAGAGAUGGAAGGAAUCGGCACGGAAUUAGUGAGUUAACCCCUUACGGUAAGAGAUGACAGAACAGUGAUUUCAAGACGCCAGUCAGUAAAGUUGGUUCAAACUGCAUUGCUUGAAGGUGCAGGCCUGUUGGGAGAGAGUAACAAGAACAAGAGAAGAGUCACAGUUUUAUUGCUGGGAAUCCAAUUUAUAUAUUUGUUAUUUUUUCUGUAUGAGCUGAUACAGCAGAAAUUUUGUAGCGAGUCAUUUAGGCGUUCCUAAUGAAAGUCCUCAAUUUUCUUGUC
This is a messenger RNA of Nymphaea colorata (pocket water lily), 2157 nucleotides long. RefSeq names its product DEAD-box ATP-dependent RNA helicase 51. Gene Ontology annotation, biological process: maturation of LSU-rRNA from tricistronic rRNA transcript (SSU-rRNA, 5.8S rRNA, LSU-rRNA). Gene Ontology annotation, molecular function: RNA helicase activity; nucleic acid binding; ATP binding. Gene Ontology annotation, cellular component: nucleolus. The coding region runs from base 58 to 1932 and encodes 624 amino acids. NCBI's taxonomy places the organism in Eukaryota, Viridiplantae, Streptophyta, Magnoliopsida, Nymphaeales, Nymphaeaceae. The transcript is spliced from 12 exons. The record is from RefSeq and is a predicted model, not a curated record.